CUCACAUUCACUAGUAUAUGAUUCAUAAUAACAACCCCAUAUACUUUUCUAAAUCUCUCUGGUUCCAAUCUGUUCAUCAAAAAAACAAGCACCGAGGCAAAAAGAAAAGAAUCUCUGUUUAAUCAACCGUAUAAUAAUUUAAUGAUAUUAUCAUCAUCAUGAGUCCAUCACAAUUCCGUCACCAUCACCACCACGACGACACCGAUCUUCAUCGACAACAACAGCAGCAGCAACGGAGGUUAGUUAUUAACGACGUUAAUUGUUUACGUAAAUCUGGUACUCCAUUGCCGUUGAAGAUUAAUAAAGAAUCUCACCAAAUCCAUAAAUCAUCAUCUUCGUCGUUAACAUCAUCAGCCACAUCUUCGAUCAAUGGUGUUAUUAAUAUGAGUUCUUCGAAGAAUCAUCAGCAACAACAGCAGAGACAUCCUGUUAUUAUCUACACUCAUUCGCCGAAAGUCAUACACACACAAGCUCGUGAUUUCAUGGCGCUUGUCCAGAAACUAACUGGAUUAUCUCAUGCCGAUCAACAACAAAAUCAAUCCGGUGGUGGUCCGGUGGAUACGAAACAAUCUGUGUCAUCGAAUGGGAUUAAUAAGUUUAAUAAUAAUGGUAGUAGUAAUAAUCUGAGAGGAGGAGAUGAUACGGGUUCGUCGUCUGUCGUUACCACCGAUGAGAAUUGUGGUGGUGGAUUUGGAUCGAAUAUUCAUCAGGUUAGUUCUUCGGGGUCUAUGGAUCCGAUGAAUCAUAAUAAUAAUAAUAAUCCUUAUAUAACUGAUAUUCCGAUUUUCACCCCAAAUUCAUUAGAGUUUCCUUAUAUAACUAGAUCUUUUUAUAGUAGAUAUCCUAGUCCUAUGAUUUUUCCUCCUACGGGUAAUUCAGCUGAAAUUACCAAACCAGAAUAUUAAAAAGGAAUUGAAAUUUUGGUAGGAUUUAAUCUCCAUUUUUGUGUAGGAAUUUCCAGUUGUUGUUUCUGAAUACAGUUUUCACUAGGCAAUUCCCAUUCCCAUUUCAUUUAUUCAUUCAUUCUUAGGCAAUUUACAUCCAUUAUUCAUUUUGUUGAAUUUAUUCAUUGUAAUAAAGUUAUUUGUUGAAAUGAACACUCAUACAAUUUUCUUUUA
Papaver somniferum (opium poppy) is the source of this 1118-nucleotide messenger RNA. Its product is annotated as VQ motif-containing protein 20-like. The record is from RefSeq and is a predicted model, not a curated record. Gene Ontology annotation, cellular component: nucleus. NCBI's taxonomy places the organism in Eukaryota, Viridiplantae, Streptophyta, Magnoliopsida, Ranunculales, Papaveraceae. The transcript has 2 exons. Bases 159 to 905 code for a protein of 248 amino acids.